Molecule: messenger RNA, 420 nt
Organism: Pelobates cultripes (western spadefoot toad)
Lineage: Eukaryota; Metazoa; Chordata; Amphibia; Anura; Pelobatidae
Source: the annotation of a GenBank genome assembly
AUGACAGGGAGCACCAAAUCUCACCAGAGCUCUUGCUCACGGGGUGCUGCACAGCAGGAGCCUACGCUGCUACUCACAAGGUGCCGAAUGGCAGGAGCCUACGCUGCUACUCACAGGGUGCCGAACGGCAGGAGCCUACGCUGCUACUCACAAGGUGACAAACGGCAGGAGCCUACACUGCUACUCACAAGGUGCCGAACUGCAGGAGCCUACACUGCUACUCACAAGGUGCUGAACGGCAGGAGCCUACGCUGCUACUCACAAGGUGCUGAAUGGCAGGAGCCUACGCUGCUACUCACAAGGUGCCGAACGGCAGGAGCCUACUCUGCUACUCACAAGGUGCCGAAUGGCAGGGGCCUACGCUACUACUCACAAGGUUCCGAAUGGCAGGAACCUACGCUGCUACUCACAAGGUGCUGA